Messenger RNA from Coregonus clupeaformis (lake whitefish), 1435 nucleotides. RefSeq names its product 2-hydroxyacyl-CoA lyase 1-like. Gene Ontology annotation, cellular component: peroxisome. The transcript is spliced from 10 exons. The coding region runs from base 230 to 1273 and encodes 347 amino acids. Gene Ontology annotation, biological process: fatty acid alpha-oxidation. The record is from RefSeq and is a predicted model, not a curated record. Gene Ontology annotation, molecular function: thiamine pyrophosphate binding. NCBI's taxonomy places the organism in Eukaryota, Metazoa, Chordata, Actinopteri, Salmoniformes, Salmonidae.
UCCACACUUCUGUACAAUAGGGGGCAGUAAUGCACCAUAACGUUGGAUGCCAACUGCCUAUAAACCCCACUGAAGAAGAAAAAGCUACUCAUGUAAUGCAUGCUGGAAAGCAGACAAAAACUAAUGAUUUGCAAGAGAUCUAAACACGAUUUAUAAGCUACCGAACAACAAGUCCAAGAAAUCAUUGCUAACCGCGUUUGCACUUUGAACAGAUUUCUCGACAAUAAUAAUGGAAGAUGUGACUGGGGCUCAGCUCAUUGCAGAGGCACUAAAAGCUCAGAAUGUAGAAUAUAUGUUUGGAAUAGUUGGUGUUCCAGUCAUUGAAGUAGCUAUGGCAGCUCAAGCCUCAGGAAUCAAUCCAGGUGCGUGUCUGGUUGUGUCUGGACCGGGACUCAUCCAUGCACUUGGUGGAAUGGCCAACGCUAACAUGAACUGUUGGCCUGUGAUUGUUAUUGGAGGCUCCUCCGAUCAAAACCAAGAGACCACUGGGGCAUUUCAAGAGUUUCCACAGGUGGAGGCAUGCAGAUUGUACAGUAAGUUCUCUGCUAGGUCUAGCAGUCUGGAUAUGAUCUCCUCAGUGGUAGAGAAGGCAGCACGCACUAGCAUGUAUGGACGUCCAGGUGCUGUAUACGUAGACAUAUCUGGGGACAUGGUCAAUACUAAAUUGGACAGGAGCAGAGCCAGAGAGGUGCCCUGUAGUCCACCUCAUCCUGUGAGUAUGGCUGACCAUAUGGCGAUCACAGAAGCACUGGCGGUCCUGAAAGGAGCCAAACAGCCUUUACUCAUCAUUGGCAAAGUUUAUGUCAAGGUCAAUGUCAAGGUUGAUCUGUGUGCUGAGGAGAUGGGAAACAACGUGCAACCUGCUGCUGCUCUCCUGUGGGACAUCAUUACUAUUGUCAAGCUGCUCCUGGAGUACGUUCAUAAAGAUGGCUGGAGGUAUCCAGCUGAUACAGAAUGGUGGACCACGUUGAAAGAGAAGAUGGUUGCUAUGACAAAGGUGACAAAGGCGUUAGCUCUACAGUCGACAACACCCAUGAACUACUACCAAGUGUUCCACCACAUCUCCCAGCUGCUGCCCCACGACUGUGUCAUCGUGAGUGAGGGGGCCAACACCAUGGACAUCGGGCGCACCAUGUUGAACAACUACCUUCCUCGACACAGGCAAGGCAUGCCGCCUCACACAGAGAUCAAAGGUCAAAUCCGCCAAGUAUCCUGUGCCUUUGCCCUGAAGACAAGUAGGAAUGAGUUGGGAUCUGUUGAUAGUUCUGCCUGAGAAGACUUCUCAAUGGAGUGCUGCCUGACACGCUGACUGGAUGACUUCUCAAUGUAGUGCUGCCUGACACGCUGACUGGAUGACUUCUCAAUGUAGUGCUGCCUGACAGGAUGACUGGAUGACUUCUCAAUGUAGUGCUGCCUGACAGGAUGACUAAAUUAC